GCCCGUCUGACGGUGAGAUGCCCGGUAGCUGGAACACGUCCCUGGAGGCCCCCGAGGUGCUGGCUGGGGGCAUCAUGGUCCCCGUGAUCUUCUCCCUCAUCUUUCUCCUGGGCACCUUGGGCAACGGGCUGGUGCUGGCCGCCCUGUGGCACCAUGGGCCGGGCAAGCGCAACACCACCAACCUCUUCAUCCUCAACCUGGCGGUCGCCGACCUCUGCUUCACCACCUGCAAAGCCGUCCACUUCCUAAUCCAUCUGACCGUGUACGCCAGCAGCUUCACCCUAGCCGCCGUCUCCGUGGACAGGUACCCGGCUGUCCACUGCCCCCUGAGAUCCCGGGAUGUGCGCACCUCGCGGAAUGCUCUGGCCGCCAUCGGCCUCAUCUGGUUCUUUUCUCUGCUGUUCGCCGGGCCGUACCUCAGCUACUAUCGGACCGUGCCCUUCCGCGGGCUGGCCCUGUGCGUGCCCGGCUGGGAGGACCGGCAACGCCAGGUCCUGGACCUCCUCACCUUCGUGGUGGGCUACCUGCUGCCCGUGGCGGUGGUCACUCUGGCCUACGCCCGCACCCUGCACUUCCCCUGGACUGCGGUGGACCCCGUGGCCCGGCUCUCGGUGGCCCGCCGGGCCAAGCGCAAGGUGAGCCGGAUGCUGGUGGUGGUGGCCGCCCUGUUCGGCCUCUGCUGGCUGCCCCAUCACCUGGUCAUCCUCUGCUUCUGGUUCGGCCACUUCCCCUUCAACCCAGCCACCUACGCCUGUCGCCUGGCCUCGCACUGACUCUCCUAUGCCAACUCCUGCCUCAACCCCCUGGUCUACGCCCUGGUGUCCAAGCAUUUCCGCCGGCGCUUCCUCCGCUUCUGCCCCUGCCUGUUCCCACCUGCCCCCGGGGCCCGCCGUGUCCACGCUGCCCAAGGGCCGGUGAAAGGAGGACGCCUCAGGCCCUGGCAGCAGUCGGGGACGGAACAGAACUACCGGCCCUACUCAACCUCCACUUGCCACUGUCCUGGGAAGUCUGAAAGGAAGGAGUGGAGGGGCAGUGAGCUAACCUGGAACGCCCUGGUCCCGCACCCUGCUGCCGGGAACAAGGUUCUGCCCCGCUGCUUUGGGGGGCGUGGAGGCUGCCAGAGUCUGUGA
This is a messenger RNA of Ornithorhynchus anatinus (platypus), 1130 nucleotides long. RefSeq names its product galanin receptor 3 (gene GALR3). Gene Ontology annotation, biological process: G protein-coupled receptor signaling pathway. Gene Ontology annotation, molecular function: G protein-coupled receptor activity. The transcript has 3 exons. Lineage: Eukaryota; Metazoa; Chordata; Mammalia; Monotremata; Ornithorhynchidae. The record is from RefSeq and is a predicted model, not a curated record. Gene Ontology annotation, cellular component: membrane.